This is a messenger RNA of Lotus japonicus, 1277 nucleotides long. Its product is annotated as fe(2+) transport protein 1-like. Gene Ontology annotation, cellular component: plasma membrane. NCBI's taxonomy places the organism in Eukaryota, Viridiplantae, Streptophyta, Magnoliopsida, Fabales, Fabaceae. Gene Ontology annotation, molecular function: zinc ion transmembrane transporter activity. Gene Ontology annotation, biological process: zinc ion transmembrane transport. Bases 60 to 1130 code for a protein of 356 amino acids. The transcript has 3 exons. The record is from RefSeq and is a predicted model, not a curated record.
CCAUCUAAAAACAGAGCAAAACAGAUCACUAAGCAUUUUGACCAUUAUAGUUCACUAAAAUGGCCAUCACUUCAGUAACUCUUAUCAAGAUGAUCUCUGUCAUCUUCAUCCUCAUCACUCUUUUCACUUCCCAAGCUGCAGCUGAUUGUGCAACCGAAAAAGCAGACAGCUGCGUCAACAAGGAAAAGGCUAAGCCUCUUAAAAUCAUAGCCAUCAUCACCAUCUUAGUUUCUAGCAUCAUUGGCGUGUGCUCACCCUUGUUGACGCGUUCAAUCCCUGCUUUUAGCCCCGAAAGCAAUCUCUUCAUAAUCGUGAAGUGCUUCGCCGCUGGUAUUAUUCUCGGGACCGGGUUCGUGCAUGUUCUUCCUGAUUCAUUUGACAUGCUCUGGUCUGAUUGCUUGCAAGAGAAACCAUGGCAUGAGUUUCCAUUUUCUGGAUUUGUUGCCAUGUUUUCUGCAUUAGUCACCAUGAUGAUAGACUCUUUGGCUACUAGCUUUUAUACCAGAAGGAAUAAAUCUGGAGUUAUUCCAGAGAACCAUGUUGAAGGUGGAGAAGAUCGAGAGAUGGGUGCUGUUGUGAAUGUUGGGCAUUCACAUGGUCACCAUCACUUUCAUCAAGAAACCAAGACAGAUCGCACAGAUUCACAACUUAUGCGUUAUCGUGUGGUUGCCACGGUAUUAGAACUUGGAAUUGUUGUGCAUUCAGUGGUGAUUGGACUUUCCAUGGGAGCCUCAAAUAACACAUGCACAAUAAAAGGACUAGUGGCUGCCAUGUGCUUCCAUCAAAUGUUUGAAGGCAUGGGGCUUGGUGGCUGCAUUCUCCAGGCAGAGUACAACUUCGCAAAGAAGGCGAUCUUUGUGUUCUUCUUCUCAGUGACAACCCCAUUUGGAAUUGCAUUAGGAAUGGCAAUGUCCACAAGCUACAAAGAGAACAGCCCAAGUGCACUCAUUAUUGUAGGAUUGCUUAAUGCAUCAUCUGCUGGGCUUUUAGUCUACAUGGCAUUAGUUGACCUGCUUGCUGCUGAUUUUAUGAGUCCAAGGUUGCAGGGGAGCAUUAAGCUUCAACUAAAAUCUUACAUUGCAGUCUUUUUGGGUGCCGGUGCCAUGUCUCUCAUGGCAAAAUGGGCAUAAUUUUCUCAGAACUACUUUUUUAACGCAUUAAUGUUAAUCAAUGAACCUCCUCUAGUGUGUUUGGAUCAACAUGCGUUUGCAAAAUUGAUUCUAAUAAAAUUGAGUAUUGUAAACGUGAAUAAAAGUUACGUAAUUUAUGUUUGGAAA